GGCACGAGCGGCGGCGAGCGGGACGCGGGCCAUGCGCCCUCGCCUGUGGCUGGGCCUAGCGUGGCUGCUGCUGGCACGGGCGCCCAGCGCCGCGGGGACCCCAAGCUGUCCGCGGAGGCCGCGCAGCUACCCACACCUGGAGGGCGACGUGCGCUGGCGGCGCCUCUUCUCCUCCACCCACUUUUUCCUGUGCGUGGACCCCAGCGGUCGAGUGCAGGGCACCCGCUGGCGCCACAGCCCUGACAGUAUUAUUGAGAUUCGCUCCGUCCAGGUGGGUGUCGUGGCCCUCAAGGCUGUACACACCGGCUUCUACGUGGCCAUGAACCGCCGGGGCCACCUCUACGGGUCGCGUGUCUACACCGUGCACUGCAGGUUCCGGGAGCGCAUCGAGGAGAAUGGCUUCAACACCUAUGCCUCACUCCGCUGGCGCAGCCGUGGCCGGCCCAUGUUCCUGGCGCUGGACAGGCGGGGCACCCCGCGGUGGGGAGGCCGGACUCACCAGCACCACCUGUCCACCCACUUCCUGCCGGUACUGGUUUCUUGACGUCCCAAGGGGCUGCGAGGAAAGGCUGGAUGGAGAUUCUGGAUGCCGCCAGGACCAGGCGGGCGGCCAGGAGCUGGGGGCUGGGGGCGGCCCCGGCGACGGCAGCCCCUCCGUCUGGUCUCUGGCUCGUUUCACAAGUGUUGAGUGCCUUCUGCGUGUGGGGCCCUGGGGUCAAGCCGGGACACCCCCAGACAUGGCCUGGCACUCGGAGAGCUCCCAUCUGAGUGUGUGUCCACACUGGGCUGAACCGAGGCCCACCCGGCUGGCGACUGGAGG
Molecule: messenger RNA, 820 nt
Organism: Condylura cristata (star-nosed mole)
Lineage: Eukaryota; Metazoa; Chordata; Mammalia; Eulipotyphla; Talpidae
Gene: FGF22
Product: fibroblast growth factor 22
Exons: 3
Coding region: 32-544 (170 amino acids)
Biological process (GO): positive regulation of protein phosphorylation; cell differentiation; positive regulation of gene expression
Cellular component (GO): cytoplasm
Molecular function (GO): growth factor activity; fibroblast growth factor receptor binding
Source: RefSeq, a predicted model, not a curated record